AUGCUGGCCUCGAAGCGGCUGGCGAAGGAACUCGCCAAGAUCCAUGAGGGCCUUCCGCCAGGCAUCGACCUAGUCAAGGCGGAUGACUGGGACGAGUGGCUCAUGGACAUCCGCGUCGUCGAUGACAACCCCAUCUACCGCGGCGAGACGUACCGCCUAAAGUUCAAGUUCAGCAACAACUACCCCAUUGAAGCGCCCGAAGUCACGUUCACGACCGCGCCCCCCACCGUCGCAACCAUCCCUCUCCACCCCCACAUCUAUAGCAACGGCAUCAUCUGCCUCGACCUGCUCGACCGCGCCGGCUGGAGCCCCGUCCACAACGUCCAGAGCGUGUGCGUCAGCAUCCAGAGCAUGCUCACUGGCAACGUGGUCGCGGAGCGGCCGCCUGGCGACUCCGAUUUUGUCAAGCGGAACACACAGAGACCGAAAGACAUCAGGUUCGCGUUCCACGACGAUACGGUUUAA
Aplosporella prunicola CBS 121167 is the source of this 465-nucleotide messenger RNA. RefSeq lists its product as uncharacterized. Gene Ontology annotation, cellular component: nucleus. The record is from RefSeq and is a predicted model, not a curated record. The transcript has 4 exons. Lineage: Eukaryota; Fungi; Ascomycota; Dothideomycetes; Botryosphaeriales; Aplosporellaceae. Gene Ontology annotation, molecular function: ubiquitin conjugating enzyme activity. The coding region runs from base 1 to 465 and encodes 154 amino acids. Gene Ontology annotation, biological process: protein polyubiquitination; proteasome-mediated ubiquitin-dependent protein catabolic process.